AGCGCUUCCCAUAACCGGAUUUUCGUUUUGCGCGGCGUGGCGGCGGUAUAUAAGCUCCCGGCUCGUUGAGAAUGCUCCACUACGCCCCUCGCAGAACAUGUCUCCCCAAUACACAACCAAGACGUCUAGCCACUCCAAAUCACAUUCCUCCUUCGCCAAAGCUCAGAAGAUGUUGGAAGAGGAGGACCCCCGUUUCCGUGGUUUGGACCGCAUGCUCGCGCGAGCAUACAUCGAGCUACAGAGGCGUCGUGCUCAGCAGCAGAGGGCUGGGUUAUUCGUGCCGAGGAUGGACGUAUGUGACGACCCCGAGAACGUGGUCAUCACCGCCAUACUCGAGCUCCCCGGUAUGAAGGCGGACCAGCUCUCUGUUCGGAUAGAGAACGGACAACUUAUCAUCGAGGGCGAGCGCACGGGCCCGCAUCUGCAUCUGCACACGGACAGCCGGAACGCGGCGUCUUCGGAGCCGAUGCGUCAGGCUCAGGCCCUUUACCCUGUCCAGGAGAUCAAGUAUGGCAAGUUUCGUCGCGAGGUAAAACUGCCCGACGGCGUCACGGCAGCUCACGUCCGCAGCAUGCUCGCCGAGGGCAUGUUGACGAUCUCGUGGCCCCGGGAUCCGUCUAGCUUCGCGGAACACGCCCGUGCGUCCGCAGCUGCCGCACAGAAUACCGGAGGCGGUGGCGAUGACAUUCGCGGUGGCACCGCCUGACGUGGCUCGGACUCGGUUACGUUUCACGACACCGGACGUUUUACAUCCUCUCUCGCUGUUUUGUAUUGCUAUGCACACACCGCUCUACUUCGUAUGCUCGGGAUCCUGGACAUGUUCACGAUACCCACAUAAUCAUUUUCUCCUUGGCUGUAUCAUAAGAGGUUUUACUUGUAUCGUUGUAUCUCACUUCGGCUUCAUAUGACUCAUCUAUCAUGUCUCAAUUAUCAUAAAUUAUGCUUCCC
Molecule: messenger RNA, 948 nt
Organism: Trametes versicolor FP-101664 SS1
Lineage: Eukaryota; Fungi; Basidiomycota; Agaricomycetes; Polyporales; Polyporaceae
Product: HSP20-like chaperone
Exons: 3
Coding region: 98-706 (202 amino acids)
Biological process (GO): protein folding; protein complex oligomerization; response to salt stress
Source: RefSeq, a predicted model, not a curated record